Gryllus bimaculatus (two-spotted cricket) is the source of this 1596-nucleotide messenger RNA. The record is from the annotation of a GenBank genome assembly. Lineage: Eukaryota; Metazoa; Arthropoda; Insecta; Orthoptera; Gryllidae.
UACAAUUUUAUAUGGCAGACGAUUCGAACGAGUUUCAUGACUGGCAGUGCGAUGGCGACCAAGCAGAUGAGCAAAACAGCAUGGCAGACAUCAUCAACAACCAGACCUGUGAAUGAAGUACAAUCAUCACUUUUUGUGAAGAAACUGGUGGCAAUGUCAAUUUCACAUAUUGUGUAUCUUCGAGGAUUACUUCCAGAGGAGGCAUUUAUGGAUCGAGAAAUGGAUGGGGUGCCAGUAAAAAUAAUAUAUGAAAAGUCACAGUUUGCACCUGCAGUGCAAAUAGUGAAGUGGCUCAAGGGAGCUUUUGAAGCAUUUGAUAAAAAAUAUCUCGAAAGAAUGGAAUUCAUAUUUUUUGUUGACGAAUCACCAGAACCAAUGAUUCUUGAAUGUUAUUCAUUCACUUUCACUUACGGUGAUGAACACGUAUUGAUUAGCUGCGAUUCGACAAAAGAGAGUCAAGCAGCAAAAAAGUUUAAAUUAGAUGAAAUUCGUUCUGCAACUGUGCAACUCUUAAGACUCACGACAAUGCUAAUGCAAAAUAUGCGAAAAGCUACUGAAAAUUUGUCAAUGAAAGUGAGAUUGUAUUAUUACGAUGAAGUUACUCCAGAAGACUAUGAACCACCUGGUUUCCAAAGAGCUCCAGUGGCAGAAUAUGUAUUUGAACCUAACAGUAGUAAACUUAGACAUGGGACAGUAGAUACUGGGUUUCACAGAGUUAAACUCAGUUCACGUAUUGGACCUUCGAGGUUUCAAGAGAAAAACGAAAUAUCAAAUGAUGCGCAGGAAACUCUUCAGAGGAAAAUAUCGGACAAGACUUCGCCGGCAGAAACAAUGGAGUGUCACUCAAGUCCACAAUCAUCCCCAAAAGAUUUGUGCUCGGAUACUACAGCGGUUGCCUCAGAGAAGAGCGGUCAGAUGGAAGUGGAAAUGGAAAAUCGUCUUAGCCCGUCGCAAGGAGGUUCAGGUGGUUUUAACAAAGAUACUCCAACAGAUGUUCAAAAUGCCAGUGUCCAUUGUGCAUGUGGCAUCUCAGAAGACGAAGGGCUUCUUAUUUUUUGUGAAAUUUGCCGACGUUGGAAUCACGCAAUGAUUUGUUUGUACCGUCGUGCUCUGGCUUUCUGCCUUUCGACGUGGCGUGUGGAUCAGAAGAUACUGUCCAGUGAACUGUCCAUUCCACCUGAAAUUGCGGAUGACUUGCUAAUGCGAAUGGAAUUAGAUCAAGUAUUCUCCAACAAAAGAAAAAGAGGAAAAGGACUUUAUCAUCGUAUUAACUCAUCUCAUCUAAGAGAUGUUGUUAUCCCAGAGUACUUUGAUAAGGCGACCGUAAAAUUGCCGUCAGCUUUGAAGCAAUCUUUACAUUCUGAAGACGUCACUAAAACGGAGGAGGAGAGCCCUAUCAAAAAUAAAUUAAGAAAAAUAAUACACGAGACAUGCACCGUUAUGUUAGAACCCAGAAAAUAAUUUACUCAAGAGAACUUGAUAUCAGAUUUAGUAAUUUUUUGUCAACUUUCUUAACAAAUUCAGUGAAUAUCAUCAAAACAAUUUGCAGUAUACAGUGAGAGAAUACAAUGUCUAUAAUUAUGUUAAUCAAAUUAU